Sesamum indicum (sesame) is the source of this 2052-nucleotide messenger RNA. It is a transcript of the gene WEE1, whose product is annotated as WEE1-like kinase. The record is from RefSeq and is a predicted model, not a curated record. Gene Ontology annotation, molecular function: ATP binding; protein tyrosine kinase activity. NCBI's taxonomy places the organism in Eukaryota, Viridiplantae, Streptophyta, Magnoliopsida, Lamiales, Pedaliaceae. Gene Ontology annotation, biological process: protein phosphorylation. Gene Ontology annotation, cellular component: cytoplasm; nucleus.
CGAUCGGGGCGGCAGCCCCCAGGCGUUGCCCUUUUCCCCCCACUCACCGAAGGCGCGCAGAUUUGAAUCAUAUUCGCCCCACUUGUUUUUGCACCACUUGAGAAAUUCCAAUUCCAUCAGUACAUCCACUCUUAUAUGUCUCCUCUGCAUAUAUAAGCUGCUGCGAUAUAUAUAUAUAUAUAUAUAUAUAUAGAGAGAGAGAGAGAGAGAGAGAGAGAGGAUUGGUGGAUUUUGAUUGAUGAAGAGAAAAGUUCUGAGGAGGGGAAAUCCGAACAGUGAUACGAAGAGACACAGAAAAAGUUCUGGAAUAAUGGUGAAAGGCACAUUGGCUAAUCACUUGACAAUGCAACUAGAUCAAGUCUCCUUGAACUUGCCUCUUCAAUCGGUGAAUCCCUCUCGAUUCCAGAGGCUUCUCGAUUCCGAAGCUCAUUCAGAGUCUUUGCCACCCGAUUGUGAUGCUGAUACGGCCGAUGAAAAGGAUUUCAUUCUCAGUCAAGACUUUUUCUGUACACCUGAUUAUAUUACUCCGGAGAUGCCCGCUAUCAAUGUAGAUUGGGACAAGGAAAAUAUUCCAUGUCCAAAGUCACCUGAGAAAAUUAAAACCAUUAGGAGCAAACGGCAAAAACUAGAUGUUAACUUGGAGACAUCCCUCGAAUCAACUGAAAUUGGCCAUCAAUCAUUGGUUGAUCUUGCAAAAGAUACUUUAGUGACAGAUGAAAUGAAGACAGAAAAAGCUGUUGAAUUGCAAAAGAGUCGCAGUUAUGUUUCACAAUCUGCAGUGGCUUUACGCUGUAGAGUCAUGCCUCCUCCAUGCCUGAAGAAUCCAUACCUUAAGGAUGUAUCAGAAUUUGAUGCUGACCCUUUUGGCCAUCAGCGAUCCAAGUGUGCAGGUUUUUACCCAGCGGGUAUUGGUGGUGAUGGCCUUUCACGCUACCGCACAGAUUUCCAUGAAAUAGAGAAAAUUGGUAAUGGAAACUUCAACCAUGUUUUCAAAGUCCUAAAGAGAAUUGAUGGUUGUAUGUAUGCCGUGAAACAUAGUAUGAGACAGUUGCAUCAGGAUACGGAAAGGCGCAAGGCUUUGAUGGAAGUUCAAGCCUUGGCAGCUUUAGGGUACCAUGAGAAUAUAGUUGGCUACUAUUCCUCUUGGUUUGAAAAUGAGCAACUCUACAUCCAAUUGGAGCUGUGUGAUCACAGCCUGUCUUUCAAUAAACUACCUAAGUUAUUGACAGAGGCAGAAGCUUUAGAUGCAAUGUAUCAGAUUGCUAAGGCAUUGCAGCAUAUACACGGGAGAGGGAUAGCUCACUUAGAUAUAAAGCCUGAUAAUGUUUAUGUAAAAGAGAGAGUUUAUAAACUUGGUGAUUUUGGUUGUGCCACUCGCAUUGAUAAAAGCUUGCCAGUAGAAGAAGGGGAUGCACGCUACAUGCCUCAAGAAAUCCUGAAUGAGAAUUAUGAUAAUCUCGACAAAGUUGAUAUAUUCUCCUUGGGAGCUUCUAUCUAUGAGCUCGUGCGAGGAACACCCUUACCUGAAUCGGGGCCUCAUUUUCUCAAUCUUAGGGAAGGAAAACUACCUCUUCUUCCUGGCCAUUCAUUGCAGUUUCAGAACUUAAUCAAGGUCAUGAUGGAUGCUGAUCCUGUACGGAGACCAUCUGCAAAAGAACUAGUUGAGAACCCAAUUUUUUACAGGCACAAAAGAAUUGGAGGAAACAAGUAAAAACUAAAAUGUGGAAUCAGGUCUUUAACAAGCGGGAAGCUGCUGGAUCCUCUCUACUAUAUGUAUUUUGGCCAUUGCUGAAAGUUCUUCUGUAGAAGAGCAUAUGCACUGAGGAUUUCAUAUAAGAAAAUUGUGCCACACUGCUUUCUCCACUUUCAUGCACCGAAAUUUUUCAAUGUAUUUGGUGCUCAUUUUGUAUAGACUAGAAACGGGGAGAAGCUGCUGUAAUUGUUGUUGUGAUAAAUUGAGGAAGAAGCUCUUUUGGUAUUGGUUCACUCUUGUCCCUUUGGCUGUCUCUUGCUAUAUAACUCAUACUCAUCUUUUUCCCUUUUCAAGUUAGU